This is a messenger RNA of Tarenaya hassleriana, 1277 nucleotides long. RefSeq names its product protein WAVE-DAMPENED 2. Bases 219 to 1067 code for a protein of 282 amino acids. Gene Ontology annotation, molecular function: microtubule binding. The record is from RefSeq and is a predicted model, not a curated record. Lineage: Eukaryota; Viridiplantae; Streptophyta; Magnoliopsida; Brassicales; Cleomaceae. The transcript is spliced from 7 exons. Gene Ontology annotation, biological process: microtubule cytoskeleton organization.
AAAACAGAGCCAAAUAUUUGAGGAGAGAGAGAGAGAGAGAGAGAGAGAGAGAGAGAGAGAGAGAGAGAUUUUGUUUUGUUGCCUUGUGUGAGAGAGAGAGAGACAUUCAAAUCCGUUUGUCUGGAAAGUCACAAGGGAGAAGAAGAUUGAGAGAGAGGGGCUAAAGCUGGUGCUCGAGGAUCUUUGUCGGAUCAGACAAGAUUUGUAAGAAAACUGGAAUGGGAAGGGAAGUCAUUCCGACCAGCGCUAGGGUUCAUGUAGCUCCCAAGAUUGCUGCAGAGAAGCCUGAGGAAGACAACGAGAACAUCCACGAAACCCUAAACGUCGAAAGCGAGAGAUCGUUGCCUCAUAAAUCGGAUAAACCCUUCGAAGUUGCCACAAAGGAUCUGAAGAACGAUUCUCCUCUCACAGCGAGGAAGCCAUUGCAGCCUGAGAACAAGAAUCAUGCUGAUGAAGAAGACAACUGUUCUGUUGCUUCUUCAACCAUAUCCUCGAGGAUGAGUAAGUCCAGAACUGUAACAUAUGGAUGUGCCCCAACGUUUAGAAGUGCAGAACGUGCCGAGAAACGCAGGGAGUACUACCAGAAGCUUGAAGAGAAACAGCAAGCCCUUGAAGCCGAGAAGAGCGAACUCGAAAAAAGACAAAAGGACGAGCAAGAAGCGGUGAUUAAACAGCUAAGGAAAAGCCUCGUUUUCAAAGCGAAUCCCGUCCCGAACUUCUACUACGAGAAACCUACCCCAAAACCCGAGCUGAAGAAGGCUCCGUUGACGCGUCCUAAGUCCCCGAAACUCAUCCUCUCUCGAAGAAAGAGCUUCAGCGACACGAUGAACUCAUCUUCCCGCAACGAAAACGGGAAGAACCGUCACAGCAUUUCUACGUUCCGAGAUGAGGAAGAUUCCAAGAACAAGAACACUGAAUCAAGAACCGAAACGUCUGUUAUCGGUACCGAUGCUCGUGAACUAGCUCGGAAUGGGUCCCGUGGUGAGGCUGUGAAGGCGAAAAACGGGCUAAAACGUGUGAACGAGAACAGGGAAGAAGAUGCUUCCUUUGAUGCAGGGGAGGCUUGAGGCCUGUUCUUGGCCUCUGUUCUAAGACCAAACUUGAUGUACCGGAGAAAACCGAACCCGGUUAUCGGUUUUGUCCGGUUUGGUACCACAAACAGUCGCUUAUUUUGUAUUUUUUUGGGUUUCGGCUUUGAUUUCACUUUGAAUUUGUGUUGAACUCCUAAUGCGGGAACUGUAUAUUUUGGGAUUUAACUUUUAAAGAUUUUCAAUUAA